Blastomyces gilchristii SLH14081 is the source of this 1407-nucleotide messenger RNA. RefSeq lists its product as uncharacterized. Gene Ontology annotation, molecular function: RNA binding. Bases 145 to 1407 code for a protein of 420 amino acids. Lineage: Eukaryota; Fungi; Ascomycota; Eurotiomycetes; Onygenales; Ajellomycetaceae. The record is from RefSeq and is a predicted model, not a curated record. The transcript has 4 exons.
CAAAAAUGAAUAAAUUUGCAACGGAUGUACUGUACAGAGUAGUAUACCGGGGAGAUAUCGAAGAAGCUUCGAGCACGAGAAGCGGAAAGAUUUAGGAGUUUUUCGAGUAUCGAGUUCACGCUCGGAAAUCUAUCAGCCGCAAAAAUGGGCGAUAAGCGGAAACGGAGCCAGUUACUGGCUGAAGAUGAUGCGGUUGAAGUUGCGGAAGUGAAACAGAAGAAACCCAAGAAGAGCGACAAGGAGAGGAAAGGAGAUAAAUCAAAGAAGGAGAGGAAGGAAAAGACAGGAAAGAAGCAGGAUGACGAGGAAGUUCAGGACAAUGUUGAGGUUAAUGGCCUGGGCACGGAUGCUGAAAUGAAGGAUAUUGAUGAGGCGAUCCCAUUGGUAAAUGGUACUGCAGGAGAAGAAGCUGAGAAUAAGGCGAAAGAGGCGAAGAAGGGGAAAAAGGAGAAGAAGGGAAAGAAGGAGAAGGAGAAGAAGGAAAACAAAGAAAAGAAAGUUAGGGAAGCCGAUGAAGUGGUGGAAGAGAGACAAGAUAAGAAAAAGGAGAAGAAGGAAAAGAAGGAAAAGAAGGAAAAGAAGGAAAAGAAGGAAAAGAAGGAAAAGAAGGAAAAGAAGGAAAAGAAGGAAAAGAGGAAGGAUAAAAAGGACGUAGAAGGCAAGGAUAAGUUGUCAAAGGAGGGUGAGGAGAAGGGGGAGGGGGAGCAGGAAGCAGUGCCAGGAAAUUUAGAGAAUCAGGAGAAGAAAAAGAGCAAAAAGAGCAAGGAUAAGAAGGAAAAGAAGCGGAGCAAAGAUAAGAAAGAUAAAGAGGGCGUUAUGCUCCCUGAACACGGGGACAUGACCGAAAAACCCGCUGCUGUUGAAACUGAUGCUGCUGAGGUGAAUAGCGUUGAUAAAACUAUCGAAGGGACCAAUGGACACGAUGAAGAGAAGAAAAGCCAAAGAUUCAUUGUAUUCAUUGGUAACUUGCCGUUCCAAACAACUCUGGAAGCCGUGCAAAAACACUUCGCAAAAAUCGACCCCAGCCAUGUCCGACUCCCCAGUGAGAAAGGCGGGAAGAAAGGCCGUGGCUUCGCCUUCAUCGAAUUCGACCAUUACGAUCGCAUGAAGACGUGUUUGAAGCUGUACCACCACUCCUUAUUCGAUGAUGGCAAGAAUCCUGCCAGGAAAAUCAAUGUUGAAUUGACUGCUGGUGGUGGUGGCUCGAAAUCCGAAACUCGUAAAGCGCGCAUCGUGGAGAAGAAUACAAAACUCUCGGAACAACGUGCUCGCGCAGCAAAAGAAGCUCUGAAACAGAAAAAUAAAGCCGAUGCUGCUAAGCCGGCUGAUGAUGCAGAGGCAGCGCCAGUGAAGAACGAUAUGGACGAUGUGCAUCCCACUCGGAGGAGAUGGGUUCCGGGUCCCUGA